CCUGGCCCGGGCCGGCCACCCUACCGCUCGGCGCGGGAGCUGCUGGGAGGAGCUGCUAGAUGUCGCCCGGCUUGCCUCAGCGCGCGGAUCCGCACCAUGCCCCGCAUAGAUGCAGACAUCAAGCUGGACUUUAAGGAUGUCCUGCUCCGACCCAAGCGAAGCAGCCUCAGGAGCCGAGCCGAGGUGGAUCUUGAGCGUACCUUCACAUUUCGGAACUCGAAGCAGACCUACUCAGGGAUCCCCAUCAUUGUGGCCAACAUGGACACCGUGGGGACAUUCGAGAUGGCAGUGGUGAUGUCACAGCACUCCAUGUUUACAGCAAUCCAUAAGCACUACACCUUGGAUGAAUGGAAGCUGUUUGCUGCUAAUCACCCCACAUGUCUGCCGCACGUAGCUGUGAGUUCGGGCAGUGGGAAGAGCGACCUGGAAAAGAUGAGCAGCAUCUUAGAAGCUGUGCCGCAGGUUAAGUUCAUUUGCCUGGACGUGGCCAAUGGGUAUUCAGAACACUUUGUGGAAUUCGUGAAGCUGGUGCGUGCCAAAUUUCCAGAACAUACCAUUAUGGCCGGGAACGUGGUGACAGGGGAGAUGGUAGAAGAGCUGAUUCUUUCUGGAGCAGACAUAAUCAAAGUGGGCAUUGGACCAGGUUCCGUGUGCACCACCCGCACCAAGACGGGGGUGGGCUACCCCCAGCUGAGUGCCGUGAUCGAGUGCUCGGACUCUGCCCACGGCCUGAAGGGGCACAUCAUCUCCGACGGAGGCUGCACUUGUCCGGGAGAUGUCGCCAAAGCCUUUGGAGCUGGAGCCGAUUUCGUGAUGCUGGGGGGGAUGUUUUCGGGCCACACCGAGUGUGCCGGGGAGGUAAUUGAGAAGAAUGGGCAGAAACUCAAGCUCUUCUAUGGGAUGAGCUCGGAGACAGCGAUGAACAAACACGCAGGAGGUGUCGCCGAAUACAGAGCUUCUGAGGGUAAGACUGUGGAAGUACCUUACAAAGGGGACGUACAAAGCACCAUUCUGGAUAUUCUUGGGGGACUGAGGUCUACCUGCACUUACGUGGGGGCUGCCAAACUCAAAGAGCUCAGCAGGAGGGCGACAUUCAUCCGGGUGACUCAACAGCACAACACCCUGUUCAGCUAACCCUGAGGAUGAGGCUGGCCUCUCACUUAAAGAGAUUAUACAUUAUUUUGAAGCGCCGUGGGAUGUUUGGUUGAAAGGUUAUCCACCAGAAACUGGGCAAGUGGAAUCCCGCUGACAGCAAACGCUCUGACCUGUGGCCUUGGGGGAAGGCCCACUGUGGCACUUGUGGAAACAGCGCACAUGGAUUGAUUAGUGAGCACUGGCCACUUUGGAAGCAUUGCUCAAGUAUUAGGACUGGAAAGUAUAUGCAGACCAGGAGGUGUUACUUUAUUUUCUUUUAUUAUUUAAAAUAAUAAACCUUAUUGGUUUAAAGAGGCA
Suricata suricatta (meerkat) is the source of this 1452-nucleotide messenger RNA. It is a transcript of the gene GMPR, whose product is annotated as guanosine monophosphate reductase. Gene Ontology annotation, cellular component: GMP reductase complex. Bases 97 to 1134 code for a protein of 345 amino acids. NCBI's taxonomy places the organism in Eukaryota, Metazoa, Chordata, Mammalia, Carnivora, Herpestidae. Gene Ontology annotation, molecular function: GMP reductase activity. Gene Ontology annotation, biological process: nucleotide metabolic process. The record is from RefSeq and is a predicted model, not a curated record. The transcript is spliced from 10 exons.